Messenger RNA from Salmo salar (Atlantic salmon), 5267 nucleotides. Lineage: Eukaryota; Metazoa; Chordata; Actinopteri; Salmoniformes; Salmonidae. The record is from RefSeq and is a predicted model, not a curated record.
GUGCAUGCUUUAAGCAACUUGCAUUGUAAAACAUGUGCAAUGCUGUAUGUUUAUAGCACACACACAGAAAAGUGUAACAUUUUGCAACUCAUACGUUUGGACAAGAAAUUCUAGUUAGCUAGCUAGGUAACGGUAUCCCAAAGACUUGGCUAGCUCGUUAGCCUUACUCUAGUACCGACAUUUCCUAUGGCUAAAAAUGGCGAAAUGCCUCAUUCUAGACUGGUGAAACCAGUCUGAUCGCUAAGUUCACCAUUCUUUAAACAUCACUUAUCUACAGGGUGUCUGUAAAAAAGUCUAAUUCUUUAUAGAAUUUUACCUCGUUUUUAUCCUACAAUUCAAUGUUGCAGCCCUCUAAAGGUGUCUCAUUUGCAAAGUUAGUUUAGUAAAACCAUUAUAACUAAUAUGCCAUUAAGCAGACGCUUUUAUCCAUAACUCAUUGGUUGAUAUUGUAAUAUGUCAAUGUUUUGCAAAGCCCCAUAAUGACUAUCAUUCAGUUUAAACCAAUGAGAUAGGCCUAUUUUAUAACAGUAAUGGGGUUUAUGUUAAACUAAUUAACACUUAGUAACUGUUUUAGUCUGCUUAUAUACACACCCUUAAAGAGAUUCUCCCGUACUUUUUUAUACAUUUUAGCCAGUAGUUCUGAAAAUGGCACUCGAGCCAAAAGUGGUCCCUGAAAAUGGCAUACUAUGUCACCUGUGAAGAUAUGUGCACCAUGCCAUUGGCCUCUCUCUUGCUCUGCUGUGUGUGGAUCUUACUAGCUGUCACUCAAAUGGCUAGUGGCCGAAGCUCAUUGGCUGAAACUCGAAUUGCUAGGGGGCUGACCCACGUGGGGGAAAGUGUAAGGAAAAUUGCGCCGCACAUAUUCCAGAAAACAGACGCUUUCAAACUAUGGAUUUUGUGGCAAAACAUUACUUCUUCUCAUAGAUUAUGGAUGUAUGAACUAUACAUUGACACCCAGCCCAAUAUGGGAGUAUUUCUUAAACCUAACUAGUCGCCAAUAUGUACAUGUUAGUAAUUUAGCAGAUGCUCUCAUCCAGAGCGACUUACUGUAGUACUAAUGAGUGCAUACAUUUGUUUUACUUUUUCAUACUGGUCCCCCAUUGGAAUGGAACCCACAACCCUGGCAUUGUAAACGCCAUGCUCUACCAACUGAGCCCACAGGACAUGUCUUUAAUAAAGGGGGAAGAGCAGAGAGCCACGGAGCCAGCCCAGCCUCUGACCGUCUUGGUGACAGCCACUUACUGAAGGACUAAACUUUUUGGGAGUCUCCUCAUCUGACCGUGCUGACUUGUUUGUUAUUGUUGGUUUGGAGGGAAUGCAUAUAUCCUCUGUUUGCUCUAUAACUGGUUUUGAGGACACAUUAAGGAAAGGAUCCAAACGAAUGGGAAUGCGGCAGCGCCAAACUCUCACAAUGCGGGCAGAGUGAAGGGGCAGGACACAAUACCAUUCCACGGACUGUGGGGUUAUUCGCUACAAUCUUUCCGUUGAGUAUUCUUCCAGACGAAAUAUUAUAGUUACAAUUUUUUUCCUGAUUACUUCUUUAACCCAGUAUUGCGAAGUCUAGUGUUGUUGAGUAGAAGAACCAGCCAUGACGUCUCCGGCCAAAUUCAGAAAGGACAAGGAGAUCGUAGCCGAAUAUGAAACUCAAGUUAAAGAGAUCCGGGCCCAGCUGGUGGAGCAGUUGAAGUGUCUGGACCAGCAGUGUGAGCUGAGGGUGCAGCUGCUGCAGGACCUGCAGGACUUCUUCAGGAAGAAGGCAGAGGUAGAGAUGGACUACAGCCGUAACCUGGAGAAACUGUCUGAGAGGUUUCUUACGAAGACACGCAGCACCAAGGACCACCAGCUCAAGAAGGAGCAGAGUGUUCUAUCUCCAGUUAACUGCUGGAACCUGUUGUUGAGUCAGGUGAAGAGGGACAGCCGAGACCAUGCUACCCUGUCUGACCUCUACCUCAACAACAUCAUACCGCGCUUCGCCCAGGUCAGCGAGGACUCCGGACGACUCUUCAAAAAGAGUAAGGAGGUUGGUGUCCAGCUUCAGGAGGAUCUGAUGAAGGUUCUGAACGAGCUCUACGCGGUGAUGAAGACAUACCACAUGUACAACACAGACAGUAUCAACUCUGAGAACAAACUGAAGGAUGCAGAGAAACAGGAGGAGAAGCAGAUGGGGCGCUCUGGUCGACAGGACGACAGACAGACUCCCAGGUCACCUGACACACUGGCCAGCAUCAAGACGGAGGAGAAACAUGUCCGACGCUCCUCAGUCAAGAAGAUAGAGAAGAUGAAGGAGAAGAGGCAGGCUAAGUACACAGAGAACAAGCUGAAAGCAAUCAAGGCGAGGAAUGAGUACCUGCUGGCUCUGGAGGCUACGAACAGCUGUGUCUUCAAAUACUACAUCCACGACCUGUCUGAUAUCAUCGACUGCUGUGACCUGGGCUACCAUGCCAGUCUCCACCGUGCGUUGCGGACCUACCUGUCAGCCGAGAUGAACGUGGAGGCGUCUAAACACAGUGGGCUGGAGGGCCUGGAGGGGGCAGCAGAGAGCCUGGAGCCCAACGGGGACAAGCAGAGACUGAUGGAGACCUACAACAACGUCUUCUGUCCCCCCAUGCGCUUCGACUUCCAGUCACACAUGGGAGACACGGUACGGGGGAUGGGGGUAGUAUGUGCCCAGCAGCCGUUAGAAGGGGAGUUACUCCAGAGGUGUCAGCAGCUGCAGUCCCGUCUCUCCACCCUCAAGAUUGAGAAUGAGGAGGUGAAGAAGACUAUGGAGGCCACUCUGUCAACCAUCCAGGACAUGGUCACCGUGGAGGACUAUGAGGUCAGCGAGUGUUUCCACCACAGCAACUCCAUGGAGUCGGUCAAGUCCACCAUGAGCCAAUCAUUCCUCAGCAAACCCAGCCUGGCCAAGAGACGGGCCAAUCAACAGGAAACGGAGCAGUUCUACUUCACGAAACUGAAGGAGUUUCUGGAGGGGCGGAACCUGAUCACCAAACUGGAGGCCAAACAUGACUUGAUCCAGAAGACCCUGGGAGAGAGUCAGAAGACUGACUGUUGCCUUGCCAGUGACAGGAGGAACUCUGCACUACGGAAUCAGGAGGCUGGCCAGGUCAUCCCUCUGAUGGUGGAGAGCUGUAUCCGCUUCAUCAGUCGCCAUGGUCUGCACCAUGAGGGCAUCUUCAGAGUGUCUGGCUCUCAGGUGGAGGUCAAUGACAUCAAGAACGCCUUUGAGAGAGGUGAGGACCCGUUGGCAGGAGAUCAGAAUGAUCAUGACAUGGACUCCAUCGCUGGCGUUCUAAAGCUCUACUUCAGAGGACUGGACCACGCCCUCUUCCCCAAGGAAGUCUUCCAUGACAUCAUAUCCUGUGUCUCAAUGGAGAACCUGCAGGAGAGGGCUGUCCACAUCAGGAAGGUUCUGCUGACUCUGCCCAGCAACACUCUCAUCAUCAUGAGAUACCUGUUCGCCUUCCUCAACCACCUGUCCCGGUACAGUGAGGACAACAUGAUGGAUCCCUAUAACCUGGCCAUCUGUUUUGGUCCCACUCUGAUGUCAGUCCCAGAGAGCUGUGACCAGGUGUCCUGCCAGGCCCACGUUAACGAGCUCAUCAAGACCAUCAUCAUCCUCCCCGACGGGGUCUUCCCCGGACCAGGGGACCUGCAGGGGCCUGUCUACACCUGCCCAGGGGUCACCGACGAGUACUGUGAGCCCCCCCUAGUGGAAGAACCUGCUCCUGACACCAUCUCUGUCAUCCACAACAGCGAUGAUGGCUUGUUGGUCGUUUCAGAAUCUGACCCAAUAGCGGCCAUCGCUCGCUUCGACUACUCUGGACGGACCAACCGGGAGCUGUCGUUUAAUAAGGGCGCGCCUCUCCUCCUUUUCCAGCGAGUCAGUGAUGACUGGUGGGAGGGCCAACACAACGGAGUAGACGGACUGGUGCCUCACCAGUACAUAGUGGUUCAGGACAUGACGGACGGGGACAGAAACAGUCCUAAGACUGAAGCGGAGUUGCAGGAAGAGAGAGUGUCCACUAGGGGCACCGCUGCCUCUCCCACUGGAGCUCACGUAGCUGACGCCUACCUGGCCAACCUCAACAAGAUGAGGAAGAAGCCGGAGUUGGGGAGUAUCCGUAGAACCUUCCGGGUCUCUGAGGGAGGACAUGGGAGUGACGUACCCCCAACGGGGGCGACUGGCGGGGGUGUGAGGACGGCCAGUCUGCCUGUGGGAGGGGCUCUGGUGAAAGAGGGCGGGGACAAACGACCGGUCAGCGCCCACAGUGUCCUCAACUCCUCCAUCACACGCCACUCCUCUCUCAAGACCAAGGUGGAAAGUCCUCAGUUCCGCAAAGCGACCACAGCGGGGCGCUCUAAGAGCUUCAGCAACCACAGACCGCUGGACCCUGAGGUCAUCACUCAGCUGGAGCCCACCUCACAGGAUAUCGAGGCGGCUAUGAGCUCUGCUCUGAGAGAGCUGAGAGAGCUGGAGAGGCAGAGCAGUGUCCAGCACACACACACCCCUGACGUGGUGCUGGACACUCUGGAGCAGGUGAAGGGUGUGUGUGGUGGCGGAGGAGGGGGCGCAUCAGAACCCUCCAGUCCCCUCCACUCCCGUCUGCUGAGGGACAGCGACGGCGCAGGAUCUCCACACUCACACCCUCUCCAACGCAGCGCUUCGUCCGCUAGCGACAUCCCCUACUCCUCCCCUACUUCCUCCUUCCGCCCGUCCUAUCCCAGGAGCCCGCUGCCCUCCUCUCUUGCCUCCUCAGCCCUCUCUUUCUCCACUCCCUCCUUCCGAGAGCCUCGUCCUCCAGCCACGCGGCCCAAGCCGGUGGUCUUCCCCAAGGGAGGAGGAAGCAGCAGUCCGGCUAUGGGGUCCCCAACCUCCACUGUCCCCCCUCCUCCCCCACCCCCACCCCAGCCCAACGACAAGUCCUGCCCCGCCUGAGGAGUGACAUCACACACGCUCCCCUUCCAUACACAAACCACUGCCCCCAUCUCCCCUGACCCAAUGACAGGUGGGAUAGCUCUCACCUAGGAUCAGCUUACCCUCCCAAACUCAAAGCAUUAUGGGAGUUAGACUGUAUAAAGCCUCCAUGACUCAAACAAGGGAUCAAAACGAACAUACAGCAUGACAAUAAAGAGAUAUGGAACCUGUGCUGUAUAUACUGGUGUGAGGUGUGUGUGCAGGCGAACUUGUGUGAGGCGUGUGUGUGUGUGUGUGUGUGUGUGUGUGUGUGUGUGUGUGUGUGUGUGUGUGUGUGUGUGUGUGUGUG